AUAUUGUGAAUAAAACAAACACAUUUUCCUUGUAUUUUAGUCUUGCAUUUUAAUGUGAUAGACUGAUCGACAAAUACGCGAAUACUAACACAUCUAGCAACUUUCCGAGGUGAAGAUGGGUCGCUCCUCAAAAGACAAACGAGAUAUCUACUACCGUCUAGCCAAGGAGGAGGGCUGGAGGGCCAGGAGUGCGUUUAAAUUACUGCAGCUGGAUGAAGAGUUUGGCCUCUUCAAAGGUGUAAAGAGGGCAGUGGACCUCUGUGCCGCCCCAGGCAGCUGGAGCCAGGUCCUCAGCCGUAAGCUCAGAGGAAAGGAUGUGAAGAUUAAGGAGAUGGCUGAGGAGGUGAAGAUAGUGGCAGUGGACCUCCAGGCCAUGGCUCCUCUCCCUGGGGUGACACAGAUCCAGGGGGACAUCACUAAAAUCUCUACAGCCCAGGAGAUCAUCAGGCAUUUUGAAGGACAGCCUGCAGAUCUGGUAGUUUGUGAUGGGGCUCCAGAUGUGACAGGACUCCAUGAUGUGGAUGAAUACAUCCAAGCUCAGCUCCUAUUGGCUGCUUUAAACAUCACUACUCAUGUCCUGAAACCCGGAGGAACAUUUGUUGCCAAGAUAUUCCGGGGGAAAGACGUGACCCUCUUGUACUCCCAGCUGAAGAUCUUUUUCAGCGGCGUGACCUGUGCGAAGCCUCGGAGCAGUAGGAACUCCAGCAUAGAGGCGUUUGUGGUGUGUCAGAAUUACUCUCCUCCAGAAGGAUAUGUGCCCAACAUGUCCAAUCCUCUUCUGGAUCACUCAUAUGAUGUAGAUUUUAAUCAAUUAGAGGGGCCAAACCGUAUCAUAGUUCCUUUCCUGGCCUGUGGGGACCUGAGCGCCUUCGAUUCGGACCGGACUUACCCUCUUCAGCUGGAUGCCAGUGAGGAAUACCACUACACGCCUCCUACCCAGCCUCCCAUUCAACCACCCUACCAACAGGCCUGCCACCUCCGAAAGAACAACCUACUGGCCAAGGAGGACUCCCCUGCUCACCUUGUAGAAGCAGCUUUUUCUGCUAUGGAACUGUCAGCCAGUCAGGGAGACAAUAGCACGGAGCGUCCCUGUUCAGGUCUAGAAUUUAGUGGUUGAUUGGUUGCUUUGCAACAUUUCUCAAGUGUUUUAUCGCUGUCCCUUAUUCAGACAUUGAAUGCAUCAAACAAUAAUUGCGUUCCUUGUCAAGACUUCUUUGGAGUUAUACUUUUUUCCCCCAAUACCCAUUCAGAUUUUUAAUCACCCAAAAUGUUUUAUAUUGUAUCAGUAUCCUGUUUUAAAUUUUUUACAUCUAAAAUAAAUCUAAAGUACUUAAUUACUCCUA
Esox lucius (northern pike) is the source of this 1343-nucleotide messenger RNA. RefSeq names its product FtsJ RNA 2'-O-methyltransferase 1 (gene ftsj1). The transcript has 11 exons. The record is from RefSeq and is a predicted model, not a curated record. Gene Ontology annotation, molecular function: tRNA methyltransferase activity. Gene Ontology annotation, biological process: tRNA methylation; cytoplasmic translation. Lineage: Eukaryota; Metazoa; Chordata; Actinopteri; Esociformes; Esocidae. Gene Ontology annotation, cellular component: cytoplasm. Bases 116 to 1117 code for a protein of 333 amino acids.